AUGUCUGAUGCAGAACACGACCCUGUCCUGCCAGCGGCACCAUCCCGCACUGCAGCGACAAAGUCACAACGUACCCUCGCCUGUGCAGCAUGCCAACAACGCAAAGUAAAGUGCGACAGGAAAUUUCCUUGCAACACAUGUGUUAAGAGUAAUAUACAAUGCGUUCCUAUCGCUGCUCCUCGACAACGUCGUCGACGCUUCCCUGAAGCAGAGUUAUUACUACAUGUACGAAGGCUGGAAGAUCUGUUGCGAAAACACGAAAUAGCUUUUGAGCCUUUGCAUGGGAACGCGGUGCAGGGAAGAGAGAAGGCUGGAGAGAAAGAGGGAGGAAGUCCGGAAAUCAAGACUGAGACGGAGUUUGAAGCCAAAAACCUCUGGCACGCCAUGAAUCAAAAAGUACAACCGCAUCGCGGAUUAUCCUUGAUGGAAGAAGUGCUGAUUGCCAAUCACCAGUCUCCUCACCCCACCGAACACGACUCGGACGAGGAUCAUGAAGACAAUGAUACCGAAGAUCUGCGUGAUGUUGCAGGCAAGAAGACUUGGGAUCAAAUGUACAAGAAAAGCACGGAUUUCUUGCUCUUUGGCUCUUUGAUCACAGAUGUCGAGUUGGAUGUUUUGCAUCCGGACCAGGGCCAGGUCUUUAAGCUGUGGCAGAUUUAUCUGGAGAAUGUGAAUCCGUUGCUCAAGGUUACGCAUACGCCGACUUUGCAGAUGAGGUUUGUUAAUGCGGUUGGGCAUUUGAAGGGCGUGGAGCCGAAUUUGGAGGCUUUGAUGUUUAGUGUGUAUUGUGCGGCCGUCAUGAGUCUUUCGAUGAUUGAGUGUCGAGGUAUGUUUGGUUGUGAGAAGGAGGAUCUGAUGCAAAGAUAUCGAUUUGGAUGUCAACAGGCGCUGCUCAAGUGUGGCUUCUUACAGACUGAUGAUUUAGAUUGCUUGACCGCAUUGUUUCUAUAUCUGGUUGCUGUGAGACCAGACACCGAUCCUCGGUCCUUGUCAUCGUUGCUUGGCCUCACUCUUCGCAUAGCACAACGCAUGGGUCUAGAUACAGAGUCCUCAAACGCCAGGUGCGGCCCUCUAGAAGGCGAGAUGCGACGAAGACUAUGGUGGGCUCUCCUUCUUUUCGACAGUCGUGUCUGCGAGAUGGGCGACUACAGAGCAUCCACCCUAUCCCCAUCCUGGAACUGCGCAAUACCUGCCAAUCUCAAUGACUUUGAUCUCCAACCAGAAAUGCAGACACUACCUCAAAGCCACGACAGGCCCACCGAGAUAACCCUAGCAAUUCUACGCUACAAAGUCGCAGAUUUGGUUCGUCACAGCACAUUCUUCCUCGACUUUACAAAUCCAGCCAUGAAAGCCAUUGCGAAACCCAGCGAUCACGGCGACAACCUCGAACUUCUGGCCAAGAACCUCGAAGCCGACUACCUCUCCCUCUGCAACCCAGAGAACCCAUACCAAUUCAUGACCAUCUGGCUCGCACGCGGCCAUAUCGCCCGCUACCUCCUCUUCCAACACUUUUCCAUCCCACCCUCCCAUCAAACCUCCCUUCAACGCUCUUCUGCAGUUUCUCACGCAUUAACAAUGCUGUCCUGCGAUACCGUCAUCCUCACCUCCGCGGCCAUAAAAAGACACACAUGGUUCCUAUACUUUCACUUUCCCUUUCCUGCUUACGUCCACAUUCUACAAUCCAUAAAGCGAGACCCCCUAGCUUCUCAUGCGAAAACUUGUUGGAAAGCCUUGUCGGAGAGUUGUGCGGUUAGAUUCAAGGAUCCUGAACAAGAUGAACAUCCGUUCCAUAAGACACCCAUUUUUAGGGUGUUUACGAGGAUUAUACUAAAAGCUUGGGAUGCUAGAGUCGCUGCUUUGGAGAAGAAUGGAGGAGAAAAGGAGGAGGAACCGUUUAUUGUGAGUGAGUUCAAGAAGAGAGUGGGUUGGGCGGAGACUGAGCAGGGGAUGGAGAAGCAGGAAGUUAGACCAUCGAGAUUCGAGGGUGAGGAUGAGGUUAUGCCGUUUCCGAUGAUUGGAUCUGGAGGGCCUUUUGAUUGUUUUGAGGAGCAAGGCGAUUUGGGAUUCGGUGGGGGUGAUGGUAUGGAUGGAAAUGGGUUUAUGGAUGUUGAUGUGGGAACGCUUGAUCUAAGCGGAGUGGACUGGUCGUCAAUGGGUUUGCAGAGUGGGUAG
This is a messenger RNA of Aureobasidium subglaciale EXF-2481, 2172 nucleotides long. RefSeq lists its product as uncharacterized. NCBI's taxonomy places the organism in Eukaryota, Fungi, Ascomycota, Dothideomycetes, Dothideales, Saccotheciaceae. Gene Ontology annotation, biological process: DNA-templated transcription; regulation of DNA-templated transcription. The transcript has 3 exons. Gene Ontology annotation, molecular function: zinc ion binding; DNA-binding transcription factor activity, RNA polymerase II-specific; DNA binding. The record is from RefSeq and is a predicted model, not a curated record. The coding region runs from base 1 to 2172 and encodes 723 amino acids.